AUGGCCGCAAAAUUCAGUCUUUCAAACCCAACCAGGCCCAUCCGUGUUGGAGUCGUCUUGAUGAAUGGAGUGACUGAGCUUCUUGACAUUGCACCUGUUGGCAUGCUCCAUGGAUUAAGCAAAGAAUUUGUGGAAAGCUUCCCAGAUGAGUUGCUGGCUCCAAGCCUUAAGGCUCAAGCAGUCGAUUUCAAAUUUCAUUGGGUCUCAGAAUUCGGCGAGGCAGCUCAUAGUCGCCUCUCAGGCGGCAUGUCAAUCUUGCCGAUGGACUCGUUUCAGUCAUGUCCACCUUUGGAUAUUAUCCUUAUUGGCGCCCACAACUUUGGGUACACACCCAACACUGCGGAGCUCGCCUUCAUUCGCAAAUGCUGGGACGAGUGUUCUGCCUUCCUGACCGUCUGUGGAGGUGUCCAGGUACCCUUGCUUGCCGGGCUACUCGAGGGCAAAACAGCGACGGGUCCACGCUCCAUGCUGGGCAUGUUGCGCCGGGAGGCCCCUGGAACCAAUUGGGUCGAGAGGCGUUGGGCAAGGGAUGGCAGGCUCUGGACAAGCGGGGCACUGUUGAAUGGGACCGAUCUUUUGAAUGCGUUUGCACAUGAGUAUUGGGGAAGGGGUGAUGUUGGCUCUCUGAUGAGGCAACCUGCGACCGACUUCUGGUGA
This is a messenger RNA of Fusarium vanettenii 77-13-4, 657 nucleotides long. RefSeq lists its product as uncharacterized. The transcript has 4 exons. The coding region runs from base 1 to 657 and encodes 218 amino acids. The record is from RefSeq and is a predicted model, not a curated record. Lineage: Eukaryota; Fungi; Ascomycota; Sordariomycetes; Hypocreales; Nectriaceae.